UAUCACUUUAGCUGUACUUUCUGUACUUUUUUCUUUUUCUCUCUUCCGUGCAUUGAGUCUCGAUUGUAUAUUGAUUUCAUUUCAAGUGCAGAAAGUGUAAUACAGUGCAAGUAAAAAGAAUAAACCUAUUUUUUUAUUUAGUUGCUCGAGAUAUGUAGUAAAAUUAAUCACUGCUAGCGUAUUAUUGCUUGAAAAACUUAUUAAUAAGUGAAUAUUAAUCCAAGUGAAUUCAAAUAUCUUUCUAAUUAACAAAUGUUAAAAUCGGAAAAUUACUUGGUUCGGCUGUCCUUGUCGGCUUUUCUCGUCAUUUACAAAAGAGGUUAGCGUUCCUGUUGUAGCUAAACGAGGCUAAUUUUUGUGCGAUUUUUGAACCUAUAAAAACUUAUGAACGUGCAUAUAAAAUCGAUGAUGAGGUGUAUGAAAUUUCAAAAUAACAAGAAACUACCUUCGAAUAUUGAAGAAGGUGCAGAGAAUGUGACAAAGAUAGCAAAUAGCAGGGUAGAUAAGAAGAAUGAAAACUCUCCUAAAAGUUCUCGAGAAUACAUAGCUCCCAAUAACCAUAGUACACCAAUUAGGCAGAAACCUAGCUCAGAUAAUGCAGAGGAUUUAUCCAAUCUUGAUUAUUCCCCUAACCUGAUAUUACUUCCAUGUACACAAGACGGAGGUAAUGAGGUUGCGUGGGAUUGGCAGAAUACUCUGAACAAAACACCUAAUAGCAGAAACAAGAAACAAAUUGUUCAGUCUGAGACACCUAAGGGAACUAAGGCAUUUCAGAGGAAGAGGAACUCAGAUUCUCCUUUGUUAUGCAAACCGCUCAAGAGAAAGUCCAUCAAAAUGGAAAGCAUUGAACACAUAGGGCAGUUUGCCGCUGAACUGCAGGCAUUAAAUGAAAAAGUAAGAAUUAUAGAAGAAAAUGAUUUAGAAGAUAGCAUCAAAGAAGAAUCAAGCAUAGUCUACAGGAGCAACAAUGAAAAAGUCAAGUCAAGUGUCGUAGAUAACAAGGAGAAUUGUACUGUAGAAACCAACAUUAUUUGCAAAAGAAGCGCGAGUUACGAUGAUUUAUUUGACGAUUCAAUAGAUGAUUCCAUGGCUAGAUGCACUCAGGAGAUAGAGGAGAAGUUGAAUCUGAUUGUGGUCAAAGGAAGCUCCAAUGUGCAUUCACAGUCGAAUAUUAAAAAAGAAAAAUUAUCUCCCACAAAUAAUACAACUGUUCAAAUUUCUGCUACGCAAUCUAAGGAAAGCUCUGUAACAACAUCGACCAAAAACUUGUUCUGUGGGAACACAGAUGGUAAUAGCACCUUAAGGAUGAAUACUGAUAGGACCUCUCAGAUAAAUAGUGAUGGUAGAUUAAAGACAUAUUCGAAACUGUCAUUGAAAGGAGACGCAAACUCUAGUGUACAUGUUUCGACUUGGAAAGACAAAAAUCUACAUAAAGUGUGUCUCAACAACAAUAUGGUACAAUGUGACAGUGAAAAAUCGUCAAAGGACAGGGUCGCGGAACUGUUCGAUUUUCCGGACGAUUCUUUCGACGAUUGCUUAGCGACUUGCAUCGAGGACGAUGAGUUACUGUCGACGUCGAUUAAAUCAAACGGUUUUCUAGUUCCUAAAUUCGAAUCCAACUAUAAGAAUUUGACUCAUGCGCCUCUGAAAAAGAAACUUUUCUACAAUAGCACGGCAUCAAACGUGAAAGUUGAGACUUCCACCACUGGCUCCCUGGAUAAUAGGAAAUUUUUCAAAUCUAAAAGUCUGUCGGACCAAUACAUCGGUCAGAACUCGACCGCAAACUAUAAAAGUACAGUACAAGUAACGCUCCCUUCAUACUUGGCGAAAACCGCGUCGCGCUUAAACUCAACACCCAAGAACCCAGCGGUAUCGCAUAGCACGAGUACUUCCGUAAGUACGGAUUCGGUUCCUACAAGUCAGUGUAAAAUCGAAAAUAAUGCAAUCUCGUUAAUACCUAGCGUGGAUCGAAUGCUGGGACCCGAUGUUAACAGAUCCGCAAUAAAAGAAAGUGGUAAUCGUUUCGUCAAAUACAAUUCCACCGGUAACAUGAGAAGCGAUGCAAAAAAAACGGUAACAAUCGACUCGCUGCCAGCUCGCUGUACUCCGGAGGAAAUCGAAAAGAAAAGGUUGCAGGCUAUGAUGCGACUCAAGGCGAAAGGAAAAUUGCGAAACGAAAAUUGUGCUCUGAAUAUCAAAAAUAAUAUCAACAGAUUCAGGACGUAUCCACCAGCUAAGACACGUAGGACAUACGACAUGGAACGUAUUUUACAUACAAGAGAAAAGAAAAUUGUCGAUUUACUCGACAUAGUUGUGGAAAUCGAGAGACGGGAGAGAAGAGGAGAGGACAAUUUACUAUAGCGCAACGAUUUCCAGCGAGAUCUCUGGAAUAAAAUGUCAUGAUAUAUAA
Messenger RNA from Odontomachus brunneus, 2410 nucleotides. RefSeq lists its product as uncharacterized. The transcript has 3 exons. The record is from RefSeq and is a predicted model, not a curated record. Bases 385 to 2361 code for a protein of 658 amino acids. Lineage: Eukaryota; Metazoa; Arthropoda; Insecta; Hymenoptera; Formicidae.